Messenger RNA from Peronospora matthiolae, 1359 nucleotides. The record is from the annotation of a GenBank genome assembly. NCBI's taxonomy places the organism in Eukaryota, Oomycota, Peronosporomycetes, Peronosporales, Peronosporaceae.
AUGCCGGACGCGUUGCUCCACGACGUCCUCCAGUCGUCGUCUGCAGCUUCGAAACGCAGCAAGUUGGAGCGCAAGAAAGCGCGACUCAAUCGCCGCAAAAUCGCUGCGGCAGCCGAGCGAGAUGCGCGCGCGAGAGAAGCCGAGGCGGCGCGUGUCGCAGCCAUUAGCUGCAGUCGCUUGCGCCGUCUCCCGCCUUGGCUGCCCGCGCUUCCGUCGACCAACGAUCAAGAUGCUGCGGUGCUAAGGCAACUCAAUGACGCCUCGUCUCCAGUGGCUGUUCGUGUAGGGGAAGAGAUGAUGCGCUAUUGCGCCUAUACGGACCUCGUGGUGGACGCUGCACGCCAUUACAUCGACACGGCUAUUGCCCACAUUGCCGACGGGGUGCGCAAAAUCUGGCCACACGCGUCUGUCACGUGCUUUGGCUCGUACUCUACGGGCUUGUGGCUGCCGUCGAGUGACGUGGAUGUAGUUGUGAUGGGGCUGUCGAACGCGACGGACCAAGACGUGCCAACGCGGUUCGUGCCUGACGGAGUGAAAGAGCUUGAGCGACUGGCAAACCAACUACGUCCGCAGAAAACGUGGGUGCAACGCGUGGAUGUGGUACGUGGAGCCAAAGUGCCGGUGGCGAAGUUGAGCUUACGACGCGGGAGUCAGAGGGAAGGCGAGAGCUUGGUAUUGUUGCGGGUAGAUAUCUCGAUUGAGAACGUCCAGACAUGUCAGGGAAUGGAGGCGAGCAAGUUAGUGCGACGAUAUGUCACUGACUUGCCCCGAUUGAAACCACUGCUUAUGGUGCUGCGGCAAAUGCUGAGGGAAAAGGCACUGAAUAGUGCGUACACUGGAGGAUUGAGCUCAUACGCGGUGACGCUGCUGGCUGUGUUUAUGAUUGAAGCUCGGAUGCAUCAGGAGUCUGAAAGCGAAGACGAAGACACAGCUUGGAAGCGGAAUGAAAAGGUUGAGAACGAGACGCUUAGAGAACGGGAAGCACGGGAACUUGGUUGCCUGCUGCUUGGAUUUCUGGAGUACUACGGCACAUCGUUUGACUACUACACGACGGGACUUUCACUCAAGCCCGAGGCGUUUGGCGCGUAUCCACUUGCAGCACAUUUGUCGUUUGCCAAUGGCUUACCACUCAUGCCGCAACUCAUUAUUGACGACCCUGUAUACAAGAAUGGACAGCACAAUGCUGCUGCGGGGGCGUUUGCACUCGCCCGUGUAGUAGCCGCGUUCGAGAAUAGCUAUUUCGCGUUGCGGUAUCACCGGCCCACUCAGUUUACGCCGACUCCGUUGUGUCAACUGCUUCACUGGUCAGGCCACAACGUAAAUAAUCCUUCUGUCACGCUGCCCACGUCGAAGCAGUAA